AUGAGAGGCAUCCUGGAGGUCGCCUCCAGCUUUUACACCUCUCUGUUUGCGGAAGCGCCAGCCUCCGGUCUGCCUUGUUGGAAGCCAGAGCCUGGGAAGACAUUGAAAGAAGCUGCCUCCCUGGAAGCAAGCUGGACUGAGGAUGAGGUGAAAAAGGCGCUAAAAGAGAUGGCAAACGAUAAAGCCACCGGCAGAGACGGAUUGCCCAAGGAGCUUUUCGAACGCCAUAGGGACCGGCUAGGGGAAUAUUUCAUGGGGUUCGUAAGAGAUUUUGAAGCCACGGCGUCCCUAUCGGAGGAGGUGCAGGAAGCUGUGACGAUCCUGCUGCAUAAGAAAGGCCCAAAAGAACAGUUCCAGAACUACAGGCCAAUCACACUGCUUACCAGCUCUUAUAACGUGGUGGCGAAGCUGCUGGCCAACCGAAUGACGAAGGUCUUGGAAAGGGUUAUCUCCAAGGAACAGUGCGGUUCCCUCCCAGGGAGAAGACUGUCGGAUGCGGUGUCGCUGGUAGCAGACGUGAUCGAAGCGGCAAAAAACGACAACAAAGACUUGUACAUUCUAAUGGUGGACUUUCGAUUCAGUCUCCCGAACGUACCUCUUCGAUACCAUGUUUCUCAUGGGCUUCCCGGAGAAGUUCGUCUGGUGGUGCAAUGGGCUUCAUGA
Messenger RNA from Closterium sp. Yama58-4, 663 nucleotides. The record is from the annotation of a GenBank genome assembly. Lineage: Eukaryota; Viridiplantae; Streptophyta; Zygnematophyceae; Desmidiales; Closteriaceae.